AGAGGGAGGAAAAAAAGAGAAAAAAAAUACGCCGCGACAAUGGCAACAUUGAGCAUCUCUCGGAGAGGCAGCAGCCUGUAGAUACAGGCGAGGGGGCGCCGGAGGAACCGGAGGAACCGGGACUUUGGAAGAAGCGACGGCCCCCGCUCGAGCCCAGAAAAGCGGCCACAUCGAGGACAUGCUGGCUGCCCUGCAGCGCGUUUCCUGGAAUACCGAUUCUUCCCGAAAACUGAGAGAAAUGGAGCGACGGGGGAGAGGAGAGUGUCUCCAUCAGUGAGAGGCGCGUCCACCUGCUGGUUACUGGAGGCCCAGUAGAGCUGCUGCUGCUGCUGCUGCUGCUGCUGCACCAGCAUGCAGGGGAAGUGUUUGCAUUUGCAUGAAAGGCGCAUCUCUGAUACUGUCCAGAGCAGCUGAGAGGGAUCCCAUUGCGGCGGUGGGAGGAAAAAAAAAAAAACAAAACAAAAAAAAAAACGCAGCUCUGGAGGUGGGACCUGUCAAAAUGAUGCGUAGAUGGUGCACCGUUGAGCAGUAUUGAUGGAUGUGUUAACAGACAGCAGUCUCACAUUGAUUGUGAAGACUUCAGAAGCAGAGAAUGCAAAUGUUGUACAGAAUACAGGGGUAUGUGAGCAGAGUGGUGAUCUGAGUCUGUGCGGGCUCAUCAAUGCUGCUCUCCCUCCGUCCUCCUCACCUCCUCGUGCUGCAGAGACUUCACAGCAGGCGUGCCCAACACACCCGAGGACCACCCCUGCAUCAUCGCCAUCUCUCCACCUUCCCCUUGGCGCCGAUCCCUCUCUGCGUCUGGCGGUGGCACCCUGCCCUCCCUCCGACGAUGCUCCAACUGUAGUCCCUCAACUACACCGCACUCCCGCAUCCCUUCCCAGCUCAGCUGUAACCUCCUGGGGUCGAGCAGGAGAUACCAAGAAAACCUCCCCUCCACUGCCGGUUGUCCUUCCUCUAUCAGCCACGAUGAUGGAACCCGGCACGGUGUCCACCUUGACGGAGGAGUGUCUUCUUCAGCCUGCCCGAACUUGCCUCGGCUGCUAUAUUGAGACCCGCGAUGCUACUGACCCUAAUUCCAUCCAGAACCCACCCCACGAUCCUAGCGCCAACCCUGACACAGACCCCGGGCUAAGUGUUCGGAUAGGGGAUGUGAGUCGAGAAGACUACUCUGACAUCAACAACAUCAGCAUCCAGUGCCUGAGCCAUGCGGGGGAGGCGGUGAGUCACUACGGGGAGCAGCUACUUUCUGACCAGCUACUUAGCUUUCCUCUGCCAAAAACCCCAAAUGAGGGCAAGAGAGCAGACGGAAACAAAACAACAGUGGACUGUGAUGACCCCGAGGACGAUGCAACAGCUAAGAACUUGUAUGAGGGUCUGUUACUGGAUAAAGUUAGUGGGGAAGAGGUUCUGCUGGCUAACGCCAGUCAGGACUGGGGCUACUUUGAGUCUUUCAUCAGUGAGAGUAAGAUGGAGCUGCUGGACCUUUGUUCUAAGAACGAACUUUCAGUCAACCUUUUCUCCGAGGAGGACGUUGACAACCUGUUUGAUGAUGAAGAUGAUGAUUCAACAUUAAGCAGUGACGUGUGCUCACUGAAAAUCCGUUACGAGUCUUUCCAAGACAACAUGAGGGAAAAAACAAAUGUGCUGCAGGAGGAGACGCAGUUCAACUUCUUCCCCAGCGUCCUGUCCAAUUGUGCCAAGAAAGAUGAUGGAGCAUCCGUCUUGAGGAGGAGCACUGAGGAGCUACAUCCUAAAACUGAUGACCUCAUCAUGGAGAUGGCCCAGGAGGGGAAACCUGGCGACUGCAGUGGUCGGAGUCCACUUGACGGUUCUCAAGGUUCCCCCAUGUCCAGCUCCAAAGUCAGUUACCUAAUAGACUUCAACUCCACAGAGGAGUCAGGAGAAUUCAGUGAUGACAGCUCUUGCACUGGCUCCUCCUCAGACACUCUGCAGGAGGGUAAGUUUAAAAAGGGUCACUCUAAGAGAUUUCUCAGCCCCUCGAACCCUCUCAAUUACGGCCUGCGCUCCAAGAGAAAGGUUCGAUACAGUGAUGAUUACUUAUAUGAUGUUGACUCGCUUGAAAGUGAAAAGAAUGCAGAGAAAAAAGAGAAAGCUCCCUCUGGUCAGAAAGAAGAGGAGGAUGUAGACUGGUGUCCCAAAAGACGUCGGAAAUCAUGUCGCAAAGAGCCACCUGUGGUUAUUAAAUACAUCAUCAUCAACAGGUUUAAAGGAGAGAGACUCAUGUCGGUGAAACUGGGCAAGCUGGACCCCGUGGAUGCAACUGUGAGCUUAAAUGCAGAAACAGUAAGCAAAUAUGAGACACUGGCUCCUCUGAAAGAUUUCUGGCAGGAGAAGCAAAGAGAGAGACAGGAGCGGCUUAAGCUGGCUGCCAGAGAUAAACGACAACGCGGUUUUCAUCUAAACGGACGCCAUCAUCGGCCUUUCAAUUCUAGUCAUCCCAAAAGGAAAUACAAGAUUGCAAACAGGCUUAAGGUUCAGAGGAUUCACACAUUGGAGCAAUCAGCAACAGCACAGGGCUCCCCUUUCUCUGAUCAGGGCCAGGGAGGUGUCACUAAAGAGGAGGCCACCCCCACGGCAGGAGGAAUAAUAGCAGCCCCAGGCCUCCCAGUCACAUUAGACACAAAUGCCAUCAUGCACACAGUCAGAUCCAAGAGCCGCUCCCAGGAGAGGGAGGAGAGGGAGGGGAGGAGAUGGGGAGGAAAUAAAACAUUCCGGAUAAGGAAAUUCAAAAGCGAAGCCAGGCUGCGGAGCACAAGAAUGAAAGCGGCAGAAGCAGAGGAGAGGAGGAGUGUGACAAAUGAGACGGAUGCCUGUGUCACUGUGGCACAGAUUGAGGACACUACUGCUGGGUUAGAGCAGGGAAGCAGUUCAGUUACAGUCAAACCUUGUUUUUCUGACAGUGCCACCACUACUCCCACAUCUGGGGAGAAAUUCCCCUUUGUUUCAUCCACCUGUUCUCCCGACAAAGCGUCCUCCUCAGAGGAGGUGGAGACGGGUGUCCCUGUCAUCCCUGGGGGCUACCUGCAGACCCUGCUAGAUGCUACAGACUCCUCCAGUGGAGCAGCGAUCUCCUAUUUCCCCCAGCAGUCAUCUAGGCAGCAGUAUUCUCUAGGGCUGUCCCUGGAAGAGAAACAGUUUUCCUCUCUGCAGCUCGCUCAAAGCUGUGUCCUUUCCCCUCCCUCUGAGUCAGAGCUCCAGCAGUCACCCCAGAACUGCCCCAGCUUCCCCCAGAUGUGGCACCCACAGCUCUGCACAAGUCACAGCCAGAGCUUUGGGCCUGAAACCCCUGAGACUCCCAUCUUACCCAACAACUUCCCAGCUGCUGUGCCCCUGAAUGACAGCCUGCCAGUCUCUAACUACAGCCAGCUGAGCCCUGAGGCUGACAGACUGCUUUAUGAGAAGAGCUACCUGACAGAGGCGGGGCUGCAGCCUGGAGCAGAUCUGCAAGUGUGUCAGUCUGCCUGUGUGGAGGGCCAGGUGCAAUACCAGAGAGGGUCCCUGUGCACAGACAAUGGUCGGCUCAUCAGUUAUGACUCAGUGGGCUCUCUGUCAGCCUCCUCCAGCAAUUACAGCUCUCUCAGCCUCAAGUCUUGUGAGCGAGAGGGCGAGGAGGAGGGCCGAGACAGUUUCUUAGCUCACUGCAGUCCUAAAGUGGUGAUUCAGCAGAGUGUGGAUGCCCUUACCCCACUAAGGGAGUCCUCAGAUUUGCUGGAUAUCUCCAACUUCACUCCUGACAAGUUCAGACACUCAUCACUGUCUGAACUUUCCCCUCCCGAGACCCCUAACCUAUCACCCCAGGUGGUGGGACGUGAGAUGAAGAUAGCAGGGAAUGUUGGGGAAUACCAGGAUGUGAAUGAUAUCAUAGACUGCAACAGGGAGGUGAAGUGGAACUGUGAUGCUGUACAGCAACAGGAGCAUCAAACUAACACAUACACAGUGGAGGACAGCCAGUUUCCAUUGCACAACUUCAACAGUCAAGAUAUCGCAGGUUUAGAUGAAAAGGAGUUGGGAGUCAACAAAUUCGAUGAACAGACGGGUGAGAUGUUGGAUGGUGCAAAGAGCAUUAAGUCGAAGAGGAAAGGUGGCUGCAAGCAGACAACUGCAGGACAGAGCCCAAAGAAACCCCGGGCUCCCAGAGCUCCCAAGUCAGAAAAGGUCAAGACUCCCAAACAGAACUCUCGGUCCACCAAAAAGAUAAAGGCAAUGUUAGAGGGUAAGGCAGCAAAGAACCAGGCAGGUUGUGGUACGGGCCUGACUGACAGUAGCAGCACCGGGGACUGGCCUGGCACCGGCUGGUCAGAGAGUAACAGUCUGGUCGGGGAUGACCAGAGAGAAUUCGAGGAGCCCUCCAAUAUUCUGUCCAACAUUGUCUCUGGCAUGGCUGAGGUCCAAAGAUUCAUGAUGGCCUCCAUCGAGCCACUGUGGAAUCCCAUGUCUGAGGCCUGCAUGCCCUCCGAGGCCAACAGCCUGAACCUAAAGACCCUCAAAAUCUUGGCAGGAACGGAGGCUGACUUGAAGAAAAAAGGAACUGUGCUAACGGGGGCUGGCAGAGGCAGAAAGGCGGGGGGAAAGGGAGGUAAAAACCAGGCCAAAUUCAACCCAUCUCAUCCCUUAUUCCCUCAGCUAGCCCUGGGUUGUAAUAUGUUUGACAAACCCAACUUCAUUAAUCCCGGGCCUGCGCACAAAAAGCUAUACCGCCACAAGACCAGUGCAAAGUUCCCUCGGAUUGAGACACUGAAGGGGAAGCGAGCUGAGAGGGACCCAAAUAAGGACAUAGCACUGAUGACUUCUUUUGAGAAACUGAGAAUAUGGAUGUCCUGUUGUUGCUGUCCUUCAUACACUGCCUGGCUCAUUUCAAGAGGGAAAACUACAGUUAAUGAGCCCUAUUUAAGCCCAAGACAUCUUAAACACACAAGAUGGGACCAUUUUGUAUUGAUGACAUAUCAGAUGUUUGUUGUUUUGUUUUUUUUCCCCCUCAGUGUUGGAAUGACUCCCCAUUUCUUUUUAUCAAGCAUUUCUUUUUCUUUUUUUCUUUUGGAUUUUAAAUGAACUGGUUAUCUAAAUUAACAUUUUUACGCCUUGCAAAUUCAUAAAAGCUCCACCCUCAGAGUAUUUUUGUCAAUGUUGUUGUACAGGGACAUGCAAUAUUUGCAAAAAAAAAGAAAAAAAAAGAAAAAAGAUAGUUAUAAUCUUAAAAUCAAUGUGCCAAAAGUAACAAUGCUGUGUAAAUGACCUCUUAUAUAUGUGUGAAUAUUGGCUGUUCCUCUUUUCUAUCCAUUGGAAUAUUGGCUGCUCGGGUUGGAGACUCCUUACAGAGACUUGCAACUACAGGAAUUCUUUAUUUGAGACUUUUUCCUCUAUCCUCUCUGACGAAAGGCACCAACAGCUGACAGUGGUACAUCACCACUCACUAAACCAAAUCAGAAAGACGCUGAAUUUUUCCUCGUUCCCCCCCACUUUGUUUGCCAAAUUCAAUUUACCUCAACAUCGCCUGGCACUGAGAAGCAACAAAAGAGAGGCAAAGGGAAGAUCUGCUCUGAAGGCCACUGUAGAGGAACAGGAUGAAAAAAAAAACAACAAACAAAAUAAAAAAGAAGUUCAUACGAGAUCUCUCUGGAUCAACGGGAGGGUAAUGCAGAUGUCUGAGGGUAAGGAAGGGAAUUAUUUGUCAUCUGGGGCUGUGCCCCACUGAAUAUCUGUUUGUGCCGGAAAAUAAAGACAAAUUAUUACUUAUCUGAUGCGUGCAUCAGAAUUGAAUGGACAUUUUUGCAGUUAGGUUCAUUGUGAAUGUGACAACAGUUUUCAGUAUAAAUGAAAUCAGGAGUCUUGUAAAUGAAGAAAAGCAUGUCUUUGCAUUUGCUCCACAUGGAAAUUUUACUUCUGUCUGGCCUGAAACGGUCACGUGAACAGUAACUAUUCACAACAUUCUCAUGUACUUUAUUUCCUAACACUGCCUUACUUUAUAGGUUGCACCGAUGGUGACUCAUAUUUUUUUAUUCACUUUUGACAUAACAUCCAAAUUGAAAUUGAACAUAAUUCUUUAUUUACAGUAUAUAUUUUUCUUUAGAAAAGUAUUCAGUUAUUAUCUCAGUUUGAAUGGGUCAGUAUUCUGAAAGAAAAUAUCGUAACUCAAGGCCACAAAAUACUAAAUAUAAUGACACAAAUUGGGAAGAACAAUAUAUUUAUAAAUAUAUAUACAUACACACACACAACCUAUGUACCCGACCACAUCAUUGCUAUCAAUUACUUUGGGCUCAUUCACUACCUCAGAGCACUGAAAUAAACAUCUAGAAAUCCACCUUAAAAUGGACCAUACAAUCAUAUUCAAUCAGUUAUAAAAUCUUUAGAUUUUAUAAAUUAAAGGGAUUUCAGGAGGAAUGCAGAGCCAAUCAAACAGUUACAGAGUAUCUGGUACAAAUGUGUACUCCAACAUGGCCUAAAUUUUAUAUCUUAUGAACAAUAAUAUCAUUUUUUUGAGCAGCAAUUACUUGAGACUGCUCAAAGAUGUGUGGGCAAAAUGAUUGAUUGAUUCAAAAACAGGCCUUGUCACACAGGAUAUGGCAAUUCUGACACACAGGUUAUAGUAAUUGAUUGCUUGCAUAUGGCAAGAGUCAUAAUCAAUCUUUCUGUGUCUGUUUUUUCUCUCUUCUCUGCCAUGAUCCUUUGUUUCUUCUCUAUAGUGUAUCAGGGUUAGGACCAAGACAAGCUGCUGAUGGGAAGCUCCACAUGGGCUGCGAGCCCAUUUAGUCUGCCUUCUCUCAUUUCUGCCUAUUGUCAAAUUGAAUGUACUUCUCUGAGUUCAUAAGUUUGUGUUUUUAUUUAUUUAUUUGUUUUGUUAUUAUUAUUUUUAACCUCUUUUUGUUUCUAAAACGUGCCACUGUUUAGCUGCCUCAUGUUAAUGGUGCUAAGAAAGCUGACAAUUGUUUUCUUUACUUUAGUUUGAUUUUGGGCUUACACUUUUUUCUUUUUUCUAAUAUAUUUUUUUGGUUUUCCCAGAGUUAACAAAAAAAAGAAAUGCAAAAUAGAUUAGGUACCUAACCCUCUUUAUGAAUGUAUAUUAUAAUGUUAUGUUUGAUGUAUUCACUUCAUGAUUCUUUGACACUGAUUGGAAUUACUUUCGCUCUUUUCAUUAAAAGAUUACCGAGCUUUAUAUAUACUGUCUAGAGUUGUUACCAGAAGGAAUCUUAAUGAACUCUUGACACAACAAAAUCUUGUAUAUUUUUUGUGUGCCAAUUUGUAACAUAUUUUGUAAGUGUAUAUUUUUCUUAGAAAGUGCUGUGAAGUAUUUGUGUGUGUGAGUAACCUUUUAUGCGCCUCUGUGGGCAGUGGAAAGGAAAUACAGUGACACGUUUCUGGUUUUAAAAACCAAAAUAUGAAAGUAUCGACAGAAAAACUAGAAAUAUUUACAUUUUGUUGGGAGUUUUGUAAUAAGACCAUGAUUUUGUUGUGGGAGUGUUGUGUUACUGUGCAAAACACAAAUAAGCAAAGAAAAAAAAAUGAAAACUUGGAAAAAAUAUAAUUUGUGAACAAUUUGCUGUUUUAUAGAUUUUCAUGUAAAUUAUUUGAGUAUUAUUUUGUUUUGUUUUUGUUUUUUUUGUUGUAACUGUUGCAAAGGUUUUAAAUAUUUGUGAUCAAGCCUGUAUGGUGAUAAUGUAAUAUUGGUAACUUGCUGAGUUUUGUAAUAAUGUUUAUGGAGUAAAUAUACAAAUUAAAAUAAGA
Cololabis saira (Pacific saury) is the source of this 7740-nucleotide messenger RNA. It is a transcript of the gene nexmifb, whose product is annotated as neurite extension and migration factor b. Gene Ontology annotation, cellular component: nucleus. Lineage: Eukaryota; Metazoa; Chordata; Actinopteri; Beloniformes; Belonidae. The transcript has 4 exons. The record is from RefSeq and is a predicted model, not a curated record. Gene Ontology annotation, biological process: negative regulation of cell-matrix adhesion; negative regulation of cell-cell adhesion mediated by cadherin; negative regulation of neuron migration. The coding region runs from base 535 to 5070 and encodes 1511 amino acids.